Molecule: messenger RNA, 1413 nt
Organism: Prorocentrum cordatum
Lineage: Eukaryota; Dinophyceae; Prorocentrales; Prorocentraceae
Source: the annotation of a GenBank genome assembly
AUGGAUGGCGCCUGCGCCGCACUGCCCUGCGAGGUGGGCGCGGCCUCGCCGUCCCGUUCGGCCCGCAGAAGAAGGAGAGCGGCGGUGGUGGCGAUCCGCCACGCGCAGCGUGCAGCUUGCGCGCUGUCCGCCUCGCUUGGGCUGUCGAUGCCCAUGGACUGGGUGGAGGUCGACGCGGGCCAGGGAGAUGAGCCUGGAGUGUGGCACAUCCCUGCUGCCGACACGCUGCACUGUGACGCGAUUGCCUGGGCAGCCGCAGCAUUCGCAGAUGGUGUCGCUGCGGGCUGUCACAUCGUCCCUCUUCUCCGUGGCGACGACGCGGAGCCCGAGGUGAGCUUCAACGACUUCCCGCUGGUCGACGGGGACCAGCCGAGCACGAAGAGCAACCAAGGCAGUACCCAGAACGCUUACGAGACGGAGGUGAACUCGGGCGACGUGCUGCAGAUCCUUGCGCGGUGGGGGGCCGCACAAACAACCCCCAAAAUCGCGGAGCCCAUGAGCCAGGGCAGGAUGCUCAACACCUUCGGCACGGAGCUGAGCGCCGACGGCAACCUGGAGGCCGACGGGGCGCAGGUGAGCAUCGACAACAGCCCGCUGGUCGACGGGGGCCAGCAGAGUUUCAAGGGCUACCAGGGCAGUGCCCUCCCCACCUACCUGACGGAGGUGAGCAAGAGCGACGUGCUGCAGGACCUUGCGCGGUGGGGGGCCGCACAAACAACCCCCAAAAUCGCGGAGCCCGUGGGCCAGGGCAGGAUGCUCGACACCUUCGGCACGGAGCUGAGCGCCGGCGGCAAUCUGGAGGCCGACGGGGCGCAGGUGAGCAAGGGCGACGUGCUGCAGGACCUGGCGCGGUGGGGGGCCGCACAAACAACCCCCAGAGACACCGAGGUGGUCUUGGACGGCAAGGCGACCAACAUCGAUGCGUACGAGGCGACCGCAGGCGAGCCGUGCACAGGCUGGCAAUGGUGGCGUGCGCGACAUGAGAUAGCGGACGAGUGGAUUUUCGAGAUCGCCCUGGCGGCGGGCUGGGCCAGGCAGGACAGCUUUGGUCCGCGCGCCCAGCCGCUCAACCGCGCGCUGGCCAUGACACGGGCCAGCGCGCACAAGCACCCCCUGCUCCACGGCUGGGUCGACUACAGGACCAACCGCAUUGGCAUGGGGCUGCAGACAUGGGGGCACUCGGCGCCCAUGUGGGGCGAAGGUUUCUUCGUGAACGACAUGUGCCCGUUUGGGCACAGGCAUUUCGCCGACGACUCACUGGUCGUCGACGACGUCCUUCAGAAGGAGGUGCAGCUCGAGCGGACCAGAGCGACCUGGCGCUCGAUCGUGAGGCGGCGUGCAGGGCCGCAGCCGAGGGAGUGCGCAGAGCAGGCCGAGGAGGAGGCCACGAAGUUCAGCGUGCAGGGCCGCUGA